CGAGAGACGGGGCCCAGCGAGGGCGGAAUCCCGCGAGGGCCGCCGGGAAGAAGGAGGCGGGCGGGCGGGCGGCCAUGGCGCUGGCAGAUGAUGCAACAGAGUUUUGGAGGCAGAUUGAAGAUAGCCGAGUGGACUUGAUAUUUGAGCAAGUGCAGAAGGUACUUUGGUCUCUGAAGCAGAAGAUCAAGGACAGAACUGCAACAGAUGAAGAGUACUGCCAAGCUUUGGCAUUUGUGAAUCAAGUGGAUAUGACUAACCUCCUACCUCUGACAAAUGUAAAUAAUGCUGUUACUGAAGAAGAUACGCAGAAAUUUGAGCCUGGUUUACAUCCUUCUGCCUCAAGUGAAAUUAUAGAGAAUCCUGGAGAUGAUUUUUCUUUAAGAAUGAAGAUAAAGGAGGCGAUACAUUCAAGGAGUAAAGGCGAACCUGCAGAAGUGUCUUCAAAAUUCCCCUAUGAGGAUCAUGUCUGCUCUAAAGAAUGUCUUGCCAAAAGGCCAUGGAAUUCAUACAAGGAUGAAAACCCUCUUCAUCUGCCAAUGCUGUGUCGCUUCCAAAGAUGGCAUGCCAAACCAGAUUAUGUGUCAAAGUCACACAAUGUUAUAUACAAAGCUCCCUGUGGAAGGAGUCUGAGAAAUUUUCAAGAUGUUCAGAAUUAUUUGUUUCAGACAGAGUGCACUUACUUAUAUUUAGAUCACUUUUCUUUCAAUACCUAUGUACAGGUGUUUAGAAACAAUCCUAGUUGCCAGCCCUUUGUGUUUGAUUUUGAUAUCAGCAACGGGGCAGAGACAAUACCAGUUUCUUUCUGUAAUGACAUAGACCACGACCGACUACCUUACUUUAAAUAUCGGAAGGUCUCUUGGCCCCAUGGAUACUUCUUGAACAAUUUCUCCAGCAUGUUUAUUGACUCAUGCAGUUGCACAGAUGGCUGCACAGACAGGACAAAAUGUGCAUGUCUGCUUCUAACUGAAAGAAACUGCCAUGAAGCUUCUGUGUCUUCAGGAAAAGAAGCAUCUAAUGGAUAUAAUUAUAAAAGACUCGAUGGACCUGUGCCCAGCGGAAUUUAUGAAUGCAGCGUGUUAUGCAGCUGUGACAAGAUUAUGUGCCAGAACAGAUUAGUGCAGCAUGGUCUUCAGGUUCGGCUGCAGGUCUUCAAAACUGAAAAGAAGGGCUGGGGAGUCCGUUGCCUUGAUGACAUUGACAAAGGAACUUUCGUUUGUACAUACUCAGGCAAAUUGAUGAGCAAAGAUGAAUCCAGGCAACCUAAAGAUAAAGGUGGUGAGGUUAAAGAGGAAGAUACAGAGAAUGGUGACAGAAGCCACACUUUAUUUAAAAAAAGGAUAAAACUGGAUAUGUUCUGUUCUGAUUCAGAGACUGAAGUUAUCCAAACCACUAGGAAGCAAAAAUCUUUGCCCGUAAAAGGUGAAGAUCAGCUAAGUGUAAUUCAGAGUUGUCAAAGCUACAGCUGUAACAGUACUCAGACUUACGAAGCUGUCACAAGACCGAAAACUCGAACAUCUGUUCUUCAGAAACAUCAGCGGCAACUAGGAAUUGCUGGUGCCAGUUCAGAUGAUGAUGGAAGUUCUGUGUGCCAGAAAUCAUCAAGAAGUAAACUAACUGCUGCAGCCAAGAAAGGAGAUGAAAAAUCAAGUCUACAAGAAGAGCUUGGUGAAAUGGUGAGCAUCGUACAGUCCGAAGGUAGUGUAGACUGCGUUAAAGAGAAUCCUCUUUUCAACACCACUUUGAACAGUAAGCCAGCUGUGCAAGAUGACAGAGAGAUUAAAAAAAAAAGCAAGGACCUAUUCUGGACUCAAGAUAUACACAAGAAAAGUUUCAAGAGAGGGAGAAGAGAAUCUGCUCAUAAAAAGCAAGCAACGGAAGAUAGCAAAGAAUUCCUAAAGAAUAAGGAGAGCCCAUGUUUGCUGGAUGCAACCAAGGAAGGCAAUGUGGGCAGAUUUCUUAAUCACAGCUGCUCCCCUAAUCUCUUUGUACAGAGUGUAUUUGUAGAGACCCACAACAGAAAUUUCCAGUGGGUGGCAUUCUUCACAAACAGGCAUGUAAAGGCUGGAACAGAACUCACAUGGGAUUAUGGCUAUGAAGCUGGAAGCAUGCCUGAAACAGAGACUACUUGUCAGUGUGGUGCUCAUAAGUGCAGGAAAAAAACGCCCUCUGGCGGGCGCGGCGGAAAGACCCUCCCGCCAAGCCUCGAGGUGGCGGCGGAGUGUUUGCCUCUGGAGAGGGAGGCGGGCUCUGGGCUCCGUGCGCGCGCAGCGGAAACGUCCUCCGCCGGUGACGUCACCCGGGCCUUGCGGAAAAGGCGGUGCGGGAGUCGCCGCCGCCGGGGCCGCUGCAGAAGGUGUCUAGUACCCAGAAUCAGCUCUGGAGAGUUGGGAGACAUCAGCGAAAUCUCUUCCCUUUUGCCAGUGGAUCCCUCCACUGGAUUAAAGGCCUCUAGUUCCAUUACAUUUGGGGAGCAAAGUGACUUUGCUAAGCUAACUUGGAUAAUGGCAAAGAUGGUAAGAAGACAGUGUGCAUUUUGCCCAGAUGAUGAAGAAUGUGCCAUUAUGUAUGUUGCUGAAGGACAGAACCUUGCCGUUCAUCAGGAUUGUUUGCUAUAUUCCUCUGGAUUUGUGGAAUCUGAAGAACAUAACCCUGAGAAUCUCGAUAUAAGGUUUGAUGUGGCUUCAGUAACGAGUGAAAUAAAAAGAGGAAAGAGGCUGAUAUGCAAUUUCUGUCGCAAGAAAGGAGCCACUGUGGGCUGUGAGAUAAAAAACUGUCGCAGAAGUUACCAUUAUUUCUGUGCUUUGUGUGAUGAUGCUGCAAUAGAAACGGAUGAAAUUCAAGGCAUUUACCGAGUGUUCUGUCCAAACCAUGACCCAGUCAAGAAGACAAGCUUUUAUGAUGAGGACAGCAAGAAGGGACGGCCCCCAAUCCUAAUAAACUCUUCCUGCAGUGGAACAAAAAUGAAUGAUAAUGAAACAGUUGCAGAAGAGAGCCUACAACAGGUCCUUAAGAGAAAAAAUGACCAGCAGAAAGUAAGGAUAGACUUUUUAAGGAAGUGUAAGCAGGCUGGGCUUCUUGAUGAAAUCUUUGAGGAAAUGUUAGACACUCUUCACCUUGCACAAGAAAAGCUGAUGGAUGACAACACUUCUGAAGCAGAAUAUGAAGAAACAGUAAUGUCACUUUUUGACUGUGGCCUUUUUGAAAAUAUACUUGCAACAGCUCACUCUGGAACUGAAGAAAAAAUUCAGCAGCUACUGCACACACGGGAAAGACUGGAUACUCAGAUUGAGCUUCUGAAAGAUUUGAAGGAAGUAGUACUACCUGCCCCAGAAGACACAGCUAGUGUAUCUAAUAGUAUCUCUGAACAACCUGCAUAUUUCUGUAACACUUGAUCAUGAUUUCUCCUAUCUGAUUCUUGCAUAAAAUCAACUUUCCAGUUAGAUAAGUCUGCUUGUCCUUAUAUAGCAUAUUUGUUAUAACUGUUUUUUUCCUCUAAUCAUGACCGUGAGACACUUUUGUUCCAGCAAAGGCAUUUUUUUCUUUUGGUUUUGACGGUCAAAUUCUCUUUUUGUCUAUUGCCUAUUCAUUUAUGUGAUUAUUUGGAAAGGCAAGGGAAAGCCUGUGUCCUCUUGAUAGCCAUCUCCAAGAUCAUGGCUGUCUUUCUGAUCUAUUCCAGUACAGGGAGAAUCGGAUGUGUUUAUCAUGUGUUCUUCAUAGCUUCUUUGCAACUGAGUCUCUAGAACCAGGGCAGCUCCAGCCAGCAGGGCCAGGAGACAUCAGUGAAGGGAUGGAGAACCCAAGGUCAGCCUUCCUAAAGGAUUGCACUGUGGUGCUAUAAUAGUUGUCACUACAUAUACUUUUUAAAUCAAUGGAAACGUCUUCUAUCUGCUCCUUCAAGACACUUGACUACAAUUGGUACUGAAAUUAAACACCAUAGUUUCACUUUCCAAAGACAAAGUCAAACCAUGAACCUUCGUACUUAUAGUUUUACAGAAUAGAUCCUGUCUGUAAAAUGACCCUGGCCUUGCAGUAGGAACCCAAACAUUAGAUGUUUCAGACAACUCAGGAGGGCUUAAUGUUAAAAUGUUUCAGAGAAUCAGUUUCUUAGAAUCAUAGGUAGUUGUGUGUGUGUAAAGAAUAUUUGCAAUUGUUUGAUUACAGAAUUGUAAAUAAUCAUUUAAUAAAAGUGGGUUUUUUUAACAAA
Messenger RNA from Podarcis raffonei (Aeolian wall lizard), 4204 nucleotides. RefSeq names its product SET domain bifurcated histone lysine methyltransferase 2 (gene SETDB2). Gene Ontology annotation, cellular component: nucleus. The record is from RefSeq and is a predicted model, not a curated record. The coding region runs from base 75 to 3392 and encodes 1105 amino acids. The transcript is spliced from 24 exons. Gene Ontology annotation, molecular function: zinc ion binding; protein binding; DNA binding. Gene Ontology annotation, biological process: heterochromatin organization; negative regulation of gene expression. NCBI's taxonomy places the organism in Eukaryota, Metazoa, Chordata, Lepidosauria, Squamata, Lacertidae.